UGUUUGUCAAAUUGUCAUUCAUUCAUCGGAAAUUGUAAUAAAUUCCGAUUGUAUGAAUGUAGUUUGAAAAUUUAUGUUAUAAUUUAUAUAUUCCUUUUCUUCUAUUAUUUGUGUGGUGCAAUAAAACAAUAAAAAUGAAUACUAUAGUGAGUGAGCUUAGUAUGAACGAUUUGAACAAUAAGUUCUUCGAGAUAAUGCAAAACGAAGGAAACGCAGAAGAGGCCGCAAAUUUUAUUUACGACAGUAUAUUUGAUGAUGUGACUUUAGGAUUUAUGUUUGAAUUUCACCAUGGAUUAAAAACUGGACUAACGGAUUUAAUUGAGGGUGAAAAAGAAGAAGAAGAUGGGUACAAGAUCGUCAACUCACCAGAGUGCGAUGUUUUUGGCUUUUCCAUUAUGAAAAAGACGCCUGAUAGUAAUUGUUCAUGUCCAAACUGCGAAAGGCCGGUCUCCGCAACAAGAUUCGCCCCACACUUGGAGAAAUGCAUGGGAAUGGGCCGCAAUAGUUCUCGUAUUGCGUCACGUCGCAUCGCGUCCAACAGUCGGGAGCCAACCUCGUAUGCUGGACUAUUAAGCGACGAUGACGACGACGCCGACUGGGCCGGCGGUUCUUUGCAAAGUGAGCGUCGUAAGAGAAGGAUCAAGAACAAUAAUAAUCGGAAGCCAAACAAGUUACAUAAUGGCAACAACAGAAAUAAUGGCAAUCAAAAUUCUGACUCCAAUGAUGGCAGCGCCACCUAUGAGACAAUGACGGCCAAUGAAAAGAAGAAUCUACUCCUGCAGAUUUGUGGAGUCGUAUCUGAACAUACAAAAAAGUUAUGUACAAGGUCAACUCGUUGCCCCCAACAUACAGAGGAACAACGUCGCGCCCUCCGCAACACUGUCCUCGAACCGUCAACGCCAGAAUCCCAAACGAUAGGACUGACAGCAGAAGAGGCUGGCUCUCCUCCAGACUCCAGCCCAUCCUCGUCAUGCUCAUCAUCGAGCCGCAAACGCGACCGCCAUCGGGCAGUUCCCAAAAUAAAAAACAAACGGGAACGCAACAUGUCUCCCAAUGGUAGGGAAUGAGUUUAAGACUGAGAAAAGAGAAGCAAAACGUUGAUUGUCUAUGCUAUCACUCUAAGCUUAUGCUUACCUAGUACAAGGGUGAUAUAUAAACAGGGUAAGAGAAGAUGGAUGUGAUGUCUAUGGUGCUGUUUGUGUCUAUGGGGGAUUGUUACCUCUCUCCAUUAGAUGGGCCGCAGCUUGUUUGCCAUGUACAUAGUUAAUGCAUUAAAAUUGUGAUGUCAAUGCUCUUCAUUUCUUUGGGCUAAGCUUAUCCUUAGAAUACUUAACAGUUUAGGUUAUCCUAUGAACUGAACGUCAUUGUCGCCGAUUCCAUCACUUGGAUUAAUUGGCUCUGUAAUAAAUCUCGGAACUUUGUCUAUCAAAUUGGCCAUUAUGCAUAAGAUAUAUUUGAACUGUGAUUACAGGUUUUUAUAAAAAAAUAUUGGCUCACUGCAAAUUAAUUGUAACGGAACUGUAGUUCUAGCGAGUCCACAGAUAGAAUGAGACAGCGAUGUGCGCCGUCUCGUUCUUGUUCGUGUGAUCGCUGACCGAAGAUAUUCUAUCGAUAGAUUCAUUUAUACCUUGUAUAGAGAGUCUGAACUGAUUUUUAUACCUACUAGCUUUACUAGUAGUACGUGUAUACCAAAUUUCAUGGUGAUUUUUGCAAUUGGUAAGGCUUCCUGGCUUCGCUUAUGACUAUUUAUUACCAUAGAGAUUGCUGUUUUUUUUUUAUUUUGCACAGCAAAAUUACAAAAUAAUUCCUUUUUGCGAGUGCAUUUAGACUCUACAUUUUAGAGGAUGAUAAGCUCGUUCUUUUCACGUUUGCGUACAUGAUUUUGAUUGUAGUCGGAGUCUAUUUAGGAAAUAUACUUUGCUACAAUAGUGCCUGACAUUUCUAUAAUGUAAAAGGAAAAUUUGACUUAUUAUGUCACUUUCAAUUGUAGAUAUAAUAAAAUCGUAUCAACUAAAUAAUGUUCAUAAAAUUCUUGUCACUAUACAAGACUUGAUGUUAAAUAAGACUAACAAUGGGACCGAUUCUAAGACGUCAUUCCUCUAAACAUAUUUCUUUUAACGUGAAAAUACUGUUUCAUAGACAAUCCUAAACUAAAAUUAUGACAGUUUUAACUUAAAUUCAUUAGAAAAUUAGUUUAUGCGGUACUUGUAAUAUUAACACCUGUGAUAUUAAAUUGAAAUGCUAAAGUUUAGAGUAAUGACGACUAAGAUUGGAACCGAAUGUAUAUAAAAGUAAAUAAAUAUGGAAUUUAAUGUA
Messenger RNA from Galleria mellonella (greater wax moth), 2316 nucleotides. RefSeq names its product SAGA-associated factor 11 homolog (gene Sgf11). Gene Ontology annotation, molecular function: transcription coactivator activity. Gene Ontology annotation, biological process: regulation of transcription by RNA polymerase II; positive regulation of DNA-templated transcription. The transcript has 4 exons. The record is from RefSeq and is a predicted model, not a curated record. The coding region runs from base 135 to 1067 and encodes 310 amino acids. NCBI's taxonomy places the organism in Eukaryota, Metazoa, Arthropoda, Insecta, Lepidoptera, Pyralidae. Gene Ontology annotation, cellular component: SAGA complex; DUBm complex.